AAAAGCCGUAAAUAAAUAGAUCUUUUGGGGGUUAUUUGUAGAGAGAAGGUAAAAUUCGGAAAAGCAGUUUUGUGGGAAAUUUCCGAGAAACUUCGUUAAACGCUCUUUCUCUCCCGACUCUUCGCCUGCAACUGAACUGUAGUGCGGCCAUAGCCGAUUCUUCAGAGAUAAAACGGUGUCAUCUCUCCUGCGGCGAACAGAAAUCCAGAAUGAGUGAGGAACACAGGACGUCGCCGUACAGGCGCAACCGGAACGAUCCUGAAGCCGGUUACAGUAACCGGAACUAUGACGAGGAUGACGAUUCCGGUUCGGGGCCGUUCAAUAUUGUGCGGACGAAAAGUGCUCCAAUCGACCAGUUGCGUCGGUGGAGGCAAGCUGCUCUUGUGUUGAAUGCCUCUCGACGGUUUCGAUAUACAUUGGACUUGAAGAAAGAAGAAGAGAAGAAGGAAUUGAUUGCUAAGAUUAGAAUGCAUGCUCAAGUCAUUCGGGCUGCUGUUCUUUUUCAAGCGGCUGGUAAAGGGGCUGGUAAAGGACUUAGUGGUCCAGGAUCUGCAAAAGCACCUUCAACUGCAUCUCCAACUGGUGAUUUUGGUAUCAGCACGGAGGAACUGGUUUCUAUGUCCAGGGAGCACGAUGUCACUUUUCUGCAGCAAAAUGGAGGGGUUAAAGGAGUGGCAGAGAAGUUGAAGUCUAAUUUGGACUUAGGUGUUUCUGGAGAAGAGACUGACCUCAUAAACCGAAAGAAUGCUUUCGGAUCGAAUACAUAUCCUCGAAAGAAAGGGCGAAAUUUCUGGAGUUUUGUCUGGGAUGCUUGUCGAGAUACCACACUGAUCAUCUUGAUGGUCGCUGCAGCUGCUUCUUUAGCGCUGGGUAUAAAGACUGAGGGUAUAAAAGAAGGUUGGUAUGAUGGAGGAAGCAUUGCCAUGGCAGUUCUUAUUGUCAUUAUAUUUACAGCCGUAAGUGAUUACAAACAAUCCCUUCAAUUCCAAAACUUGAAUGAGGAGAAGCAAAACAUACAAAUGGAGGUUGUUAGAAGUGGGCGUAGAAUUAAGGUUUCUAUAUUUGAUUUAGUGGUUGGGGAUGUUGUGCCUCUGAAAAUUGGUGAUCAGGUACCCGCGGAUGGACUUGUAGUCUCUGGGCACUCCUUGUCAAUUGAUGAAUCAAGCAUGACUGGGGAGAGUAAAAUUGUUCACAAGGACUCGACUAGAGCACCUUUUCUUAUGUCAGGAUGCAAGGUUGCUGAUGGGUAUGGCAGCAUGCUGGUAACAAGCGUCGGGAUAAAUACAGAAUGGGGGUUACUUAUGGCGAGCAUAUCAGAGGAUAAUGGUGAAGAGACACCAUUGCAGGUACGGUUGAAUGGUGUUGCUACCUUUAUUGGUAUAGUUGGUCUUGCAGUAGCAGUAGCAGUGCUGAUAAUCCUUGUGAUCAGGUUUUUUACCGGGCAUACCACAGACCCCAAUGGCAGAGUCCAAUUCACAGCUGGGAAGACCAAAUUUGGCGAUGCAAUAAAUGGCUUCAUAAAGAUAUUCACUGUUGCUGUGACGAUUGUAGUUGUUGCAGUACCAGAGGGUCUUCCAUUGGCUGUUACUUUGACGCUCGCAUAUUCUAUGAGAAAAAUGAUGGCUGAUAAGGCAUUGGUCAGGAGGCUGUCAGCCUGUGAAACUAUGGGGUCUGCAACUACCAUUUGCAGUGACAAAACUGGAACUCUAACUCUUAACCAGAUGACAGUAGUGGAGGUAUAUGCUUGUGGAAAUAAAAUGGAUUCACCUGAAAACAAGUCUCUCGUUCCUCCAAGGGUCAUCUCUUUGCUUAUUGAAGGGAUUGCUCAAAAUUCAACUGGCAGCGUAUUUGUGCCUGAGGGUGGGGGAGCUCUUGAAAUUUCUGGAUCACCAACCGAAAAGGCGAUUCUGCAAUGGGCAAUUAAUCUUGGAAUGGAUUUUGGCUCUGCUCGUUCCGAUUCGGUGAUAAUUCAUGCUUUCCCCUUCAACUCAGAGAAAAAACGGGGCGGUGUUGCUGUAAAGCUGUCAAAUUCUGAAGUUCAUGUGCACUGGAAAGGUGCUGCAGAAAUGGUGCUUGCUUCUUGUACAAGUUACAUUGAUGCAAACGACAAUGUGGUCCAGAUGGAUGAAGAUAAGGUAGCUUAUUUUAAGAAAGCAAUUGAAGAUAUGGCUGUAGGUAGUUUGCGUUGUGUUGCUAUUGCCUAUAGGACGUGUGAAAUGGAGAAGGUUCCAACUAAUGACGAGGAACUGGAAAAAUGGCAGCUCCCUGAGGAUGACCUCAUUUUGCUCGCGAUUGUUGGUAUCAAGGAUCCCUGUCGGCCAGGUGUGAGAGAAGCCGUUCAGUUAUGCGUUAAUGCUGGUGUUAAGGUUCGUAUGGUCACUGGAGACAAUCUUCAAACUGCUAGGGCAAUAGCCUUGGAGUGUGGGAUAUUAGGGUCAGAUGCAGAUGCUACGGAGCCUAAUCUUAUUGAAGGAAAGACAUUCCGUAACUAUACUGAAGCACAGAGAUUAGAAAUGGCUGAUAAAAUUUCGGUAAUGGGAAGGUCAUCACCAAAUGACAAACUCUUGCUGGUGCAAGCAUUGAGGAAGAGGGGACACGUUGUUGCUGUGACCGGAGAUGGUACUAAUGAUGCUCCUGCACUGCAUGAGGCUGAUAUUGGUCUUGCAAUGGGUAUUCAAGGCACCGAAGUCGCCAAAGAGAGCUCAGAUAUCAUAAUAUUGGAUGAUAAUUUUUCUUCCGUUGUAAAGGUUGUUCGCUGGGGUAGAUCGGUAUAUGCAAACAUCCAGAAAUUUAUUCAAUUUCAACUUACAGUUAAUGUUGCAGCGCUGGUUAUUAAUGUUGUGGCCGCAGUGUCUUCGGGUAAUGUUCCACUAAAUGCUGUACAGCUUCUUUGGGUGAAUCUUAUCAUGGACACACUAGGAGCUCUUGCACUGGCCACAGAGGCCCCUACAGAUCACCUCAUGAAGAGAAAACCCGUUGGUAGAAGGGAACCUCUGAUAACAAAUAUCAUGUGGAGGAACUUGUUAAUACAGGCUAUGUAUCAAGUAACUGUGCUCCUGAUAUUGAAUUUUGGUGGAAUAAGCAUCCUAAAUCUGAAGCAUGAUGAGAAGGCCCAUGCUUUCAAAGUGAAGAAUACAUUGAUAUUCAACGCCUUUGUCUUUUGUCAGAUCUUCAAUGAAUUCAAUGCUCGACAACCAGAACAAAUGAACGUGUGGAAGGGAGUUACUAAAAACCGACUCUUCAUGGGAAUAGUUGGCAUUGAAGUCGUGCUUCAGUUCAUGAUCAUCUUUUUCCUGGGGAAGUUUGCGUCAACUGUUCGUCUCAGUUGGCAAUUAUGGCUUGUUUCCAUUGCCAUCGGUAUUAUCAGCUGGCCCCUUGCUAUUGUUGGAAAACUAAUCCCAGUUCCGGAGAGAAAUUUCGGCGAAUACUUCAGGAUUCGUCGAAAGAAGAACCCGACUGGUAAAGGGGACGCUGAUCAAGAGGUUUCCACAUAACUGGAUGACAUCUGUAUAGAGGCACAGAACACUAAACUCUCGACUAACUUUUAGGCAUGCAUUUCUAAAUUAAGUUUUAAUUUGGGUGUGUUACUUUCGUCUUCCGAGGUUGAGACAAUUUUUGUUGAUUGGUUUUUUUUUUGUUGAGCCCGCGUGAAUAUAAAUAUGUUGAUAAAACUAUUUUGCCUUCAUAGGCCUUUCUUGAUGCCUACCUAGUAUAUAGCCCUUCAUUAAACGUUGUAAUGAAAUCGAAAAACUACAGACAAGUGAACCUCUGGAUUUGCUUUUGUGGAUUUAUUUAAGCGUGUUUUGAA
Erythranthe guttata (spotted monkey flower) is the source of this 3808-nucleotide messenger RNA. Lineage: Eukaryota; Viridiplantae; Streptophyta; Magnoliopsida; Lamiales; Phrymaceae. The record is from RefSeq and is a predicted model, not a curated record.